AUGAACUGAGUCUGUUUCAGCCUCUCUGUCUUACUGUUUUUUUCCCUGCACCCCUGAACAGGCUGGAUUCUCUGUCCAGCCUUUUGGUUCGGGCACACAAUCCACAUCAUGAACUCUCAAGCAGCAUCAAGGUGCUUUUGGUUACUCCUCUUUCUCUUUCCCAGCACCGCAACAGAAAACCUGGAAGCGCCAUCUUUUCAGCCUGGAAUCCUGUAUCAAUACCGAUACUCAAUGGAUGCCCAGUUCAAUUAUCUCUCAAGAUUAUCAUGGCAAAGAAGCAGGCUCCACGCUGAAGCUACAGUUCAUGUCCAACGCUUAUGGAGAAACCCCAAUGAUGCUGGGGAGCACCUUCUCCAAGUCGAGAUACAUAACCUACAAGUCCGUCAUAAUCCAGAACAUGAGAAGAACCAGACUACUAACAGUGACCCCUCCACAGAGUCUUCAAUCACUGCUGAAUUACGGCAGCCAAUUUUUCUCCACUGGAAUAACGGAAAGGUAGAACGUAUUUAUGAAAAAGCAAGAAGCCCCCAAACUUUGGGGCUGAAGCGAGGCCUCGCCAGCCUUCUCCAGUUUCAGACACAUUUAGGAAAAGUGAUUGAGGACGACAUUUCUGGGAGUUGUCAAGUAACCUACACCAUCUCGAACAAUUCUGUUCUGAAGACAAAAGACCUUAAUAGCUGCAUAAGACCAAAAUUUGGAUUCAGUUCUGUGAACAAAAUUUUUGGGGUCCUGUGGCAACCAACCAGUAAAAGUAUCUACUCGAUGGAAGGAAGUCUCCUCAAAUCUGCAUUGGCUGAAGAAAAUCAUGUGAUCUCUCUAAGCCUAAAAUCUUCCAUUGGAGUCAAUAUCACAUCCAGGCAAUAUCUUGAGCUUGUGACUCAAGUGUCUGGAUCAAAAGAAUUACCUGGGAAGAGUCUUCAGGACGCGCUGGCUGCCAUAUUGGAAAAACCUCGGCCCUCUGAGAUAGCAAGUGAGCCUUUCAAGAGGAUCUGCACACAGUGCCCAAGAUUGAGGAACUAUUUGAAAUCACUUGAUAAAAAGAAAGUUAAAAUGGAUGUCGCUAAGGCAUCAACCACUUGGAAGUUUCACAGAGUUGUCCAAAUGUUGCGUGAUGCAAAGAAGAGAGACAUUAUUAUACUGCUGAAGAAAGCACCAGAGAAUAUGGUUUCUUUCUAUGUAGAGGCUGCAGUGGCUGCUCAGUCAACAACAUCCUUGAUGGCACUAUCUGAAUUUCUAGAUUUUGGGAACAAGAAGCAGACACCCUUGGUGGAGAAGUUCCUCUAUGCAGCAGCUUUAUCCCCUCAGCCUUCCAAAGAGCUUUUCAGUUUGGUGCUAGAUAAGAUAAAUGAGAAGCGACUAGACCCAGACAUUUGGGAAACUGGACACAUUGUCAUUGGCACAUUGGUUGGCAAGCUGUGCCAAAUGAAACUGUGUGGGCUGCAGGAAGUAGGAAUUGGAAUGGAGACUAUCCAGCAAAGUCUCAAACACACCAGGGACAACGCGGAGAGGGUGAUUUAUCUGUUAGCCCUGAAAAAUGCUCUGCUCCCAGAAACCAUUCCCACCCUCCUGCAUUAUGCGCAGGAGGGCUCUGCCGCAGUCUCAGCUGCAGCAGUCUCUGCACUACAGAGGUACCCCACACAGCACAUGACCAGCCAGGUUAAAAAGGCAAUGAAUAGGAUUUUCCAUCAGAUUCAGAAUCUCUAUCCAAAAACAUCAAGACUGACUGCUGCAGAAAUCCUAUUAGACAAUGAGCCCUCACCAAUGGACUUCAUCAAUAUCCUGUUGGCCACCAGAGAACUAGAACCAGAAAUGUCAAGAUUAUUGCAGUCAAAAAUCCAGGGCAUUCUACGUUCCCACCAACAUCCAACCAGGAAGGUGAUCAAAACUGUUCUGAAGGAUCCACAGAUAAAUAAUUACUACUUCCUUUCAUCCAAGACUGGCAACUCCAACUCCUUCUCCGGACCACUAGCAGUCACCGAUGACAUAUUCUCUACUUAUGACCAGGAGAUGCUGUUCACAGAGAGUGGUCUCCUGAAGAAAGGCAUCACCAAUUUCAAUAUCCUAAGCCAUGGCCAUCGACUCCAUGUUGCUCAGGUGGUUACUGAAGCUGCGGGGUUUGAGGGUGUGCUGGGAGGUAGUCCUGAUGAAGAAGAGCAAGAAAUCAUGGCUGGCAUGUCAUCUAUUUUGCUUGGUGUCCAAUUCCGACCGAUUACUAUCUUCCAAGGGUACGCAGACCUAAUGUCCAAGAUCCUGAUGAGUGGCAGUGAGCCCACCAAUGUAGUCAAAGGGAAUAUGCUAUUUAUGGAUCAUCAACAGGCAAUCCCACUUCAGUCUGGCUUGCAAACAGUAAUUACUGUUCAGGGAGGACUUGGACUAGACAUUUCAGCCAACAUCAAUGCAAAUUUGUGGGAUCAAGAGCUCAAAACAAGCAUUAAAACAAGGGCUGCAGUGACCAUGGAUUUCCAAGCUGAAGUGGAUGCCCCAUUCUUUCAAGCCACUGUCCAAAGCCAGUCAGAAUUAGAAACAGCCUUAAAUUUUGACACUUUUCUACAGCUUUCUGAGAAUCUCAUGUGUCUGCAGCUGACAGAGGAACACGGCUCAUGCAGAGAAAUCUUCUCAGUCUUUGAAUCUUCUGCAAACCAAAGCACAGCUAUCCGCAAAGGGAGGUCAGCCGCCAUCCCGGGGCGGACCCUUCCCUUCCACAGGGCCAAUUCUGAAAUGUGCAAACUCUUGCUUGCAAGGACAGAAUAAAGGAUGUGACAUCA
Messenger RNA from Eublepharis macularius, 2765 nucleotides. RefSeq names its product microsomal triglyceride transfer protein-like. The coding region runs from base 109 to 2751 and encodes 880 amino acids. The transcript is spliced from 18 exons. Lineage: Eukaryota; Metazoa; Chordata; Lepidosauria; Squamata; Eublepharidae. Gene Ontology annotation, biological process: lipoprotein metabolic process; lipid transport. Gene Ontology annotation, cellular component: Golgi apparatus; endoplasmic reticulum; basolateral plasma membrane. The record is from RefSeq and is a predicted model, not a curated record. Gene Ontology annotation, molecular function: lipid binding.